Messenger RNA from Neodiprion virginianus, 911 nucleotides. RefSeq names its product farnesol dehydrogenase-like. Gene Ontology annotation, molecular function: oxidoreductase activity. The record is from RefSeq and is a predicted model, not a curated record. The coding region runs from base 88 to 837 and encodes 249 amino acids. Lineage: Eukaryota; Metazoa; Arthropoda; Insecta; Hymenoptera; Diprionidae. The transcript is spliced from 5 exons.
CACAUGAUACAUCGAACACUCCUCUGUAUGUUAUAUAUAAAUAUGUAGGCGCGCACGGUCGAUCGCAAUUCAACUCACUCUGAAAACAUGGAUCGUUGGGUCGGUAAGGCUGCAAUCGUGACCGGUGCCAGUGCGGGAAUAGGUGAAAAAAUCGCCGAAGCUCUCGUCAAGGAGGGUUUAUUGGUCAUUGGACUUGGCAGGCGAUUGGAGAACUUGAAAGCACUGGAAAAACGGCUCGAGGGAGCUAAAGGAAAGUUUUAUCGAAAGCAGUGUGAUAUUACCAACACGGAAGAAUUCCAGGGCGUUUUUAAAUGGGUUGAUACAAAAUUGGGAGGUGUCCACGUCCUCGUUAACAACGCUGGUCUUUGGACUCCUAAGCGAUUCAUUGAUGACGAUAUUGAGGGAUUUCGAAAGAUACUCGACCUAAAUGUCAUGGCGUCUGCCGUCGGUGUGAAAGAAACCGUGGCUUCAAUGCAAAGGCGAAACAUAGCGGGUCACAUCAUCAAUAUCAACAGCGUAUUAGGACAUUGGCUCUCUUUUGAGAACCCUAGCAGUCUGUAUUCAACCACAAAAUAUGCAAUUACUGUCAUGACGGAAACGGUAAGACGGGAUCUCGUGGCUGUUGGUAGCAAGAUUAAAAUUACGAGCAUCAGUCCUGGAGUUGUCAAGACGGACAUCGUUCGGGCAGCAGGUCUCCCUGCCUCCGAAGAUUAUUUCACCAAAUGUCCGUGUCUUGAGCCGGAAAAUAUAGCUGCGGGAGUUGUAUACGUAUUGGGGACCCCGGAACAUGUUCAGAUUACGGAAUUGACGAUACGACCGGUCGGCGAAGUAUUGUAAGACAUGGCACGAUGAGUCAACUAUGAGUACAUGUACCCUGCGUUUCAGGUUCGUCACGAAUGGAGAGAAAUUUA